AUGGCAGCCACCAGUGCCAGAAAGUCCACCAAUCCUUUUGAUGAUGUUGACGAGCCUGAAAAUCCAUUUUGGGAUGAACAUGUUCCAGGCAAUCCAGAGAUUGAGGAGGCUGUGGCUGAAUUGAACCUUGGUGUUCUUGAUCUAACAUCGGAUGAGUUCAUCUUGGAUGAAGUAGACAUUCACAUCCAGCAGAACCUGGAGGAUGAAGUGGUCAAGGCAGCUUUGGAAUCGGGUGUGGAUCUGAGGCAGUACUCCAAACAGAUUGAAGCUGAACUUCAGGAAGUGGAAAAUGCCUCGAUCGAUGAUUAUAUCAAGGAAAGCCAAAACAUUGCCAGUCUGCAUAACCAAAUAACAGCAUGUGAUACCAUCCUAGAGAGGAUGGAACAGAUGCUGAAUGGUUUCCAAUCAGACCUUGGCAGUCUGAGUGCCGAGAUACAGACCUUGCAGGAGCAGUCCAUCGCAAUGAAUGUCAAACUUAAAAACAGGCAAGCAGUGAGAGGUGAACUCAGCCAGUUUGUGGAUGAGAUGGCUGUCAACGAGCGAAUGAUCAACAUUGUUUUAGAUGCCCCUGUCACAGAGAGACAGUUUCUGGAGCAGCUCCAUGAACUGAACCACAAGAUACGUUUCGUCAAGGAGCAGGCAUUCAAAGAUGCCUUGUCCUGUCGUGAUGUAGAGGACAUUUUGGAAAAACUAAAACUCAAGGCAAUCUUCAAGAUUCGAGAGUUCAUACUUCAAAAGGUAAAUCAGAUGAAGAAGCCCAUGACAAACUACCAGCUUCAGCAGAAUGCAAUGCUUAAAUCAAGAUUCUUUUACGAGUUUCUGCUGGCCAAUGAGAGACAUGUAGCUAAGGAAGUCCGGGAUGAGUAUGUGGACACCAUGAGUAAAGUUUACUUCUCUUACUUCAAGGGCUAUAUCAACAGACUGAUGAAGUUACAGUACGAUGAAGUGGCAGACAAGGAUGAUCUGAUGGGUGUGGAAGACACAGCUAAGAGAGGACUUUUUUCAUCGAAGCCGUCUCUCAAGAAUCGUUCCACAGUUUUCACGAUUGGUAACCGUGGUAACAUUCUAACAUCAGGAUUAGAAGCCUCAAUCAUCCUCCCCCAUGCUGCCCAGAAGGAUGACACUAAGCAUACCUUCGAGAGCUUGUUCCGCAGCCAGCACUUUGCCCUGUUGGAUAACUGCUGUCGAGAGUAUCUCUUUGUCUGUGAUUUCUUCAUGGUGAGUGGAAGCAACGCGCAGGAUCUCUUCACCAAUAUCCUUGGAAAGACACUAUCAAUGUUUUUGAAACAUAUGGACACAUACACCAAUGAGUGUUAUGACUCAAUAGCAGUAUUCCUCUGUAUUCAUAUCAUCCAACGCUACAGGGUACUCAUGCACAAGAGGUCUGUUCCUGCAUUAGACAAAUAUUGGGAGACGCUUCUUGAGAUGUUAUGGCCGAGAUUCAAAUUGAUUGUAGAACUCAACGUCCAAAGUAUUCACGAAAUGGACCCACAAAAACUAGGCUCCAUUGAUGUCAGGCCGCACUAUAUUACCCGUCGGUAUGCAGAGUACUCCGGUGCGAUUGUCAACCUGAAUGAAACGUUCCCGGAUGAACGUGUGAACAGGCUUCUGCUGAAGCUACAGUCUGAAGUGGAGAAUUUCAUCCUGAGAAUGGCCGCCGAGUUCCCUUCGAGGAAGGAACAGCUUAUCUUUCUUAUUAACAACUACGACAUGAUGCUCAAUGUCAUAACUGAGUGUACGUCCGAAGAUUCCAGGGAGGCUGAGAGCUUCCGACAGCUCCUGGAUGCCAGGACGCAGGAGUUCAUCGAGGAGGUUCUCGCACCUCACUUUGGAGGGAUGAUGUCGUUCGUGAAAGACGCGGAGAAUCGCAUCGAGAGAGGACAAGCAGACCAUCUCAAGACCCAAGAACGUCAUGUUGAGCAGUUGGUUAGAGGAUUCUCCUCAGGGUGGAAGCAGGCCAUCGAGCUGAUCAACCAAGAAAUCAUGAGAUCAUUCACCAACUUCAAAAAUGGCACAAGUAUUUUACAAGGCGCCCUCACACAACUCAUUCAGUACUAUCACCGGUUUCAGAAGGUGUUAUCUCAGAACCCCUUCAAAGCUCUGAGCGUCAGAGGAGAACUCAUCAACAUUCACCAUCUCAUGGUGGAAGUGAAGAAGCACAAACCGGCGUUCUAGAUCAAGUGGCUUUACCUAGAAAGACGAAAUAGAUUGUAUGUUGAUUGUAACUGAGUCUUUGGCUUAAACUUGUACAAAAACCUACAAUCAGCUUUAUUAACCCCCCCCCCUGGCUUACACAUAGGCAUCUCUGAGAAUUUUGUACAGUUCAAAAUUUGAGUUGUUCAUAAAAUAUGGGAUAAAGAUACAAUGUAGAUUUUGUACAGAUCAAAUAAAUUACUAGUAUGUCCAAGUAGAGGCUCUGUUUUGUGAAACAAAAACAUUACACAUUAGACCUCGCUACUCAAUAGUCGAUGGAUUAUUUUGGACUAAUUUGUUAAUAACCGCUUUUUAUGAAAAGAAAGAAUGCACAGCUCUAUAAAAAGGAAACAUUCUUCAUCCUUCAUCAACUGGGCGUUGUGGCGUGCGCCUGUAAUCCAAGCUGUGGGGAAGUUACAAAUUGAUGCAGAGGUUCGAGCCCUGGU
Lytechinus variegatus (green sea urchin) is the source of this 2639-nucleotide messenger RNA. RefSeq names its product vacuolar protein sorting-associated protein 52 homolog (gene vps52). Gene Ontology annotation, molecular function: syntaxin binding. Gene Ontology annotation, cellular component: GARP complex. Gene Ontology annotation, biological process: Golgi to vacuole transport; endocytic recycling; retrograde transport, endosome to Golgi. Lineage: Eukaryota; Metazoa; Echinodermata; Echinoidea; Temnopleuroida; Toxopneustidae. The transcript has 17 exons. The coding region runs from base 1 to 2175 and encodes 724 amino acids. The record is from RefSeq and is a predicted model, not a curated record.